UGUCGUCGGCAUUCGUGACCGCGAAAUAAACGACGAAACAUGUCCGGACCGAUAGUCAGUCGUGCGCAGACACUCUGCGAUGAUGUUCAAAUAGGUGCAACGGUGGUCUGCGUAGUUUGUAACAGGACUGACAAGCUGUUAAAGUGUUCACGGUGCAAGGCCGUCUUCUAUUGCACCAAGGAACACCAAAGGCGGGACUGGAAACGUCACAGAGAAUUUUGUGCGACUCAUUCAGUUCGAUCGAUUAUACCAGAUACGAUUUCGAGCACUAAUCAAAAUUUUAUUUCGGAAUCUGAUAAAAAGAAUUCUUCUCUCGAGAACAGCCAGAAAGCAGAUACACCAGUAGUUUCUAACCUAAAUGAAAAACCAGUGUCAGAGACAACGCGGCGAUCAAACACUGCUCGGACUGCUCCAGAACAUCAUAACGCAAAACAUCCAGAAGGAAUAAACAAGCACAAGGAAGAGAUAAAAGGACAAUCGGAGCAUAAAGGGGAUCAAAAUCCAAAGAGGAAAUCUAACAGUACUAAAGCAAAAGGUACACAUAACAGCAGAGCAGAUGGAUGGACUUCUCCUAUAACAUACGAAGGAAGUUCUGAAGAUACAAUCUUAGGUGCCAGAGCAGAAUUGUUGAAUCCUGUUCUGGAAAGCUCAAGAAUUCUUGAUAAUCUGCAAGAUAAUGAUUUAGAGAUGCCUACGCAACAUCAUAACGGUAUGAAGAACUUCCCAGAGGUUCAUUUGGCUCGAGAGGAGGAACUUUUACCACCUUUCCUUCAUAAAAACAGAAAUAAUCUUGAGGAGUUAAUAGAUGAGAUCUGCAGAAAUGUGAUCAGGGACAUGGAUGAAUAUGGUGUGUGCGUGGUAGACAAUUUUCUAGGCACAGAAAAAGGUCUUGCUGUGUUAAACGAAGUUUUAAAUAUGUACAGUGCUGGGUUAUUUAAAGAUGGACAGUUGGUUUCUAAUAAAGCAGGUGCAAAUGAUUUAAAAACAAUUCGUGGUGAUCAAAUAACGUGGUUAGAUGGAAAAGAAAAACAAUGUCAGAAUAUUGGAAUGCUUAUAUCUCAAGUUGAUGCCAUCAUUAUGAGGGCAAACAAAAUGCAGAACAAUGGAAAAAUGGGAAACUAUACAAUCAAUGGUAGAACAAAGGCGAUGGUGGCUUGCUACCCUGGUCACGGUUCGCAUUACGUGAAGCACGUGGACAAUCCUAAUCGAGAUGGACGAUGCAUCACCGCUAUAUAUUAUCUCAAUCGAGAUUGGGAUAUCAAGAAAAAUGGCGGCCUCCUGAGGAUAUUCCCGGAAGGCUGGCGCGAUCAAGUGGCAGAUAUCGAGCCUCUCUUCGACAGGAUACUAUUCUUCUGGUCUGACAGGAGAAAUCCACACGAAGUACAACCCGCAUAUAAAACCAGAUACGCGAUCACUUUGUGGUACUUCGAUGCCGAAGAGAGGAAUCAAGCUUGCCGAAGAUAUCAGAGAGAAAGGGAGCUGCAUACGAAGAAAGAGAACUCGUGAGAUAUGGAGUG
Dufourea novaeangliae is the source of this 1517-nucleotide messenger RNA. RefSeq names its product egl nine homolog 1 (gene Hph). The record is from RefSeq and is a predicted model, not a curated record. NCBI's taxonomy places the organism in Eukaryota, Metazoa, Arthropoda, Insecta, Hymenoptera, Halictidae. Gene Ontology annotation, biological process: cellular response to hypoxia; peptidyl-proline hydroxylation to 4-hydroxy-L-proline. Bases 40 to 1506 code for a protein of 488 amino acids. Gene Ontology annotation, cellular component: cytoplasm; nucleus. Gene Ontology annotation, molecular function: ferrous iron binding; L-ascorbic acid binding; peptidyl-proline 4-dioxygenase activity. The transcript has 5 exons.